AUGUAUUCCCCGACAAGGUAUUAUGAUUCAUGGCACCAAGACCAAGACAAAAAAAGCUACGUAGGCUUAUCAAACCAAGGAGCAACGUGCUAUAUGAACAGCUUGCUUCAAACUUUAUUCAUGGCAUAUGAUUUCAGGAAAGAGCUUUAUAAAUGACAAUACAGCCCAGAACGCCAUGGUGAAAAAGAAGACUGCAUUCCUCUUCAACUACAAUUGCUGUUCAGUAAGCUUCAACUUCGAGAAUAUCACUAUAUCGAAACGACAGGGCUUACUAAAAGUUUCCAAUGGGACAUGAGAGAUGGCUUCCAGCAGCACGACGUUCAAGAAUUUUGUAGAGUCCUUUUCGAUGCCAUAGAACAAAGUGUAGAAGGCACUGACCAAGCCAAUAUGAUUAAAACUUUAUAUGAAGGCAGCUACAUUGACUAUGUAAAAUGCCUAAAAUGCUUAAAAGAAAGCUCAAGAGAAGACAAGUUUUUGGAUUUAAGCUUAACCGUAAAGAAUGAGUUUGAUAAAAUAUACAAUGACUCUAUAGAAAAAGCACUUGCUAAUUAUAUAAGGCCUGAAGAAUUAUCAGGAGACAAUCAAUAUUUCUGUGAGCACUGUGGAGGCAAACAAGAUGCUAUUAAGGGGCUCAAGUUCAAGACCCUGCCUUAUAUUUUGGUGCUGCAGUUAAAAAGAUUUGAUUUAGACUACCAAACUAUGCAGAGAAUAAAAUUAAAUGAUAAAGUCACGUUUCCUCAGAUUUUGAAUAUGAACCCUUUUGUAAGAGAAAUCCCACAUGGAGACCCUGAAAGAAUGGAAAUUGAGUCAAAUUCUUCAGAAGAAGACGAAAUCUUGGUCAUUACCCCAGCCAAUAUAGAAUCUCUUUCACUUUCCCAUAAAAAAUUUUCAAAUUAUGAUACUAUAGGAGGGGAUUAUGAUAAAAAACCUCUUAAGCUUGACAAAAUGGCUAAAGAAAAACAUAUAGCCAUGAGAGCUGAAGAAAAAAAACAUGAAAGGGCGAAAUUAAUACACAAAUAUAGAGAAGAUGGAGAAGAUGUAUAUGAGCUUUAUUCUAUUAUGAUUCAUUCUGGCUCAGCAAAUGGAGGGCAUUAUUAUGCUUAUAUCAAGUCUUUUGAAACAGGAAGAUGGUACGAUUUUGAUGACUCUUCUGUAAAAGAAAUUGAUGAAAAAGAUAUAGAAAAAGUCUUUGGAGGUGAAACAAAAAGUUAUGGGAUUUUUUUAUUUUUUUAAAAAAAAAUUUUGUGGAAUUUUUAUAAAAAAUAAAAAAUUUUUAAUCGCCAAAAUUAUGGAUGAAGCAGCUCUUAUUCAACCAAUGCAUAUUUACUUAUGUACCGCAGAGUUGACGAAAAUCGAAACAUUCUCAGAGUUGAGGACUCUGAAAUCCCUCCUUACAUUUUAGAAGAAAUUGAAGCAGAAAGAAAUAAAGAAAAAGAAGAAUCUUUAGCAAGAGAAGAAAAAAGGAAAAAUAUAAAAUUAAGAGUGUUCUACCAAGGAAAAGAUAAAGAAAUUGAAAUAAAUCGAGAAGCUUUGGUUAGAGAUUUAAAGCUAAAAGUAAUGGAAGAGUUUAAGAUACCUACCGAAGAAGAAAGCAAUGUGAGGUUAAGAUAUUAUAGCCAAUACUAUGACACAAAUCAAGAAGUCCUUGAAGAAGAUAGAUCAAUAGAAAGUGAAAACAUUUAUUCCCAAAAAAAUUUAUAUUUUAACAAUUUAAAUAGAAUUUUUUUGAUAAAGAAAUUUUAUAUAUAAUCUAAUAAGGCGUAGCAUUAGAAACUAAAAAAAGUGAUGAGGCUUUUGAAGAUUAUGAUCCAAAUAAAUUCACUAUCAAAGUCAUAGUCUGGGAUCCAAGAUAUGAAGACGAAAACUUACAAUUUGAUCAAAAAAUCGCUAACCCUAUGAAAUUCUUAAUUGAUAAAAGAAUCACUGUCAAAAAAAUGAUGCUUUUUUUCGAAGAAAAGCUUGGAAUUCCUUUCGCAAAGCAAAAAAUCCUUAAAAAAAGCUUUAUUUCUAGCUACUGUCAGCCAGAAAUUAUUUCUUUGAAGCAUUCUUACGACCAAUCUUUAUCAUUAUCACGAAUUUAUGAUGGCUCUUUACUAUUUAUAGAAGAAGUUGACGAUAUUUCAGUAAAAUCAAAAUGACAGAUUGAGUUUGAAAAAGAACAAAGCAAAAUUGUCAUUAAAUUUAACGACCCAAGCCAAGUGACUAAAUAUCUCUCUUCACCAGAUUUUAAAGAAAGCAUAACAAUUCAUUCUCAGAAGACAGUUGGUGAUAUGAAAGCAUUGAUUUCUGCACAUCUGGGGAUAGCCCAGAACGAGUUCAUAAUGAAAAGAGGAAGCUUGUAUGGGGGCGAGCUCAAAGAUUUGACGUUAAAAAUUAGCAUGGCCAAUAUCAUGAAUAAUUCUUUUAUUUAUAUCGAAAAAGGAGUCCCUACAAAUCCUAAUGAAAUCAGACUUGUUUUUUCGCUUGCAGUGCCUCCUAAAGAAAGUGAAAGCGAUGGGGCUGUUUUCAGCUUUGAAGAUACCUUUGAAAUGUCAGUAAAUGUUUACUCAAAAAUUCUGGAAAUUAAACAAAUGGUCUGUGAAAAAUUAAAAAAAUUGCACCCAACGAUGGAUAUAAACCCUUUAAAUAUCCGCUUAAGGGAGCGUGUGACUGAAAAGUUAGCUAAGCCAUAUGAAAAUAGCGACACUUUAAGCACUUAUCAUACUUCUGAUAGGAAAAAUAUAGGUAUUCAGGUGUUAGAGGAAGAAGAAAAGCCUUUAGAAUAUUAUGAACUAAUUGUGGUUGUAAAACAAUGGAACCCUUCUACAUGGGAAUUGUCAGCUCCUAAAGAAAUAACAGUAAAUAAGCAUUGGAGGGUGUCUGAGUUUGGUGCAAAGUUAAGUGAAAUUUAUAAUAUUCCGGUAUUUCUUAUGUAGCCUGAAAAUAUUGAGGUCGCAAAAAUUGCAUAUUCAUGAAAUUUUACCAGAGCAGAUCUGCCUACUGAAAACUUCACAAGCACCAACAAUAACUACCACUAUUUAUCCACACAGCCCUGGCAUCUAAGCUCAGACGGUACACUUUUUAUGUAACCCCCACUUAGAAUUAAAGACAACAGACAAGCUUCAAGAGACAUGACAAAAGAAGAAAAAGCCAAGUUCAUGCCAAAAUCUUCAAGUUCCUAUAUAAGUGGCUAUACAAGUCGGUAUGAGCCUGCAAAGGAAAAAAGCGUAAAAAUUACUGUAAAGAAAAAAAAUAUGCAGGAAAAUAAAAAAGAAGACGAUAUGGAGAUAGAAACUAAUCACAGUGAGGCACAAUAA
This is a messenger RNA of Blepharisma stoltei, 3296 nucleotides long. The record is from the annotation of a GenBank genome assembly. Lineage: Eukaryota; Ciliophora; Heterotrichea; Heterotrichida; Blepharismidae.